ACUUGUCGAUCAUAUAACACUCGAAGUUCUUUGUAAGUGGACUUCAGACAAACAAAUUAAGGGUGAUAUGAUAGAUUCGACACUUAAGAAAUGGCUAUAAGUUAUAUUCCUCGUGUGACACAGUUGGACGCGGGCCAGUUAGAUGAGCAGCUGGAAGAGCUGCUUAAACAACAAUUAUUUAAUGCUACAAAAUAUUUAGAGCCAGGUAUUCUGCAGCCAGUACUACCAGAAUUAGAACUACUUCUCCGAACAUGGAUAUUCAAAUAUUCAGUCUAUGACAACAAAUGCACUUUUGGCCAAAAAAUGCUUUCAUUGAAGUAUAACACAAAUAACUUCUCCAAGUCUAAACUUUACUGGUAUUAUGGGUACACAAUUGGAUUAAAAUAUUUAAAAGAUAGAGCUAUAUACAGUUGGACUUCUAAUACUAAAGUACAGAAUUUUGUGCACCAGUUAGAAACAUUUCAGUUAUUUGGAGACAUUUUAAAUUUUCUGAGGUUUAUAAGAAGUGGCAAAUAUCCAGUGCUCAUAGAUUUUAUUUUGGGUUUGGAGUUGACGGCUGAUAAGCUCACCAGAGAGGACCUGACUGAUUUUUCAUGGACAAGAGAACUUCUGUGGCAUAAUUUUAUUGAACUAAUAGGUACCAUCAUAUCUUUGAUGAACAUUUUUGGUCUCCGAAGACGACUCAGCAACAUAUUGAAGUAUGUGUGGUGGCGGCAGCAUGUGAAGCCAGUGUCAAAGCCAGGGCCACCCGUUAUGACCCACCUCACUUUAUGUGCCUGUUGCUCUACCAAACCGGUUUUACCUCAUACCAUGGGCUGCUCACAUAUCUUCUGUUAUUACUGCUUAUCGACCAAUAGAACGCUAGAUCCAGACUUUGCAUGUCCUAAGUGCUAUUAUAAAGGAAAGGAAAUAAAUAGAUUUACAAUGGCUUAAACGAUAAAGAGAAAUUAACAUUUUAUUGAUUUAUGAGGUGGAGGUGUCAAUAUUUCACAGCUGUGGAAGUGUGGACUAAUGAGUAAUGACAAAUAAGGUACCUACAGUAAGCAUCAAAUGGAUAGUGUGGCCAAAUAUUUCGUAACACCUUAGUUACCAUGUAAUUAAGUAAAAACUGUAUAAUUUGGUUUUAUCUGUAAAAUAUAUUAAUUUAAUUAUUAAGGUCCAUUCAACUGACGUCAAUACCUAGUCAUUUAAUUUAAACAACUAAGUCUUCACAGUGUGGGAGGAACACCACAAAUUUUACUUAUGAAUCGAAUUUUAUUUAUGUACCUACCUCCUACCUAAGUAUCUAGUUAUGUUUAUUUUCUUAUUACAUAGAGUAGUUGGUAUUCGUAUGUAGGUAUUUCGAUGCCGGCCUUAUUUUCGAGGGUAUUCUGCUAAUACUUUUAUGUAUGUAAACACACUUUAAAAUCUCUUAUCUUAAAUUAAAUUAUCAAAAUCAUUUGCUUUUGAGAUGCCGCUAUUAGGCUUAUGGGGGCAGUAUCGGUGACUUGUUAUAAAACUAAAUGGUAAUAUAAAUUUGUUUAUUGUUUACAAUUUGUACAAUAUAUGUAUUUUGUUUACAAA
This is a messenger RNA of Cydia splendana, 1563 nucleotides long. RefSeq names its product peroxisome biogenesis factor 2 (gene Pex2). The record is from RefSeq and is a predicted model, not a curated record. The coding region runs from base 91 to 933 and encodes 280 amino acids. Gene Ontology annotation, cellular component: peroxisomal membrane. Gene Ontology annotation, molecular function: zinc ion binding. Gene Ontology annotation, biological process: protein import into peroxisome matrix. The transcript is spliced from 6 exons. Lineage: Eukaryota; Metazoa; Arthropoda; Insecta; Lepidoptera; Tortricidae.